AUGUCUCAGAACGUUUACAUUGUAUCGACCGCCAGAACCCCAAUUGGUUCAUUCCAAGGUUCUCUAUCUUCCAAGACAGCUGUGGAAUUGGGUGCUGUUGCUUUGAAGGGAGCCUUGGCUAAGGUCCCAGAAUUGGAUGUAUCCAAGGAUUUUGACGAAAUUAUUUUUGGUAACGUUCUUUCUGCCAAUUUGGGCCAGGCCCCAGCCAGGCAAGUUGCUUUGGCCGCUGGUUUGAGUAACCAUAUCGUUGCAAGCACAGUUAACAAGGUGUGUGCAUCUGCUAUGAAGGCAAUCAUUUUGGGUGCUCAAUCCAUUAAAUGUGGUAAUGCUGAUGUUGUCGUGGCUGGUGGAUGUGAGUCUAUGACCAACGCUCCAUACUACAUGCCAGCAGCCCGUGCCGGUGCUAAAUUUGGCCAAAGUGUUCUUGUCGACGGUGUUGAAAGAGAUGGGUUGAACGAUGCGUAUGAUGGCCUAGCCAUGGGUGUACACGCAGAAAAGUGUGCUCGUGAUUGGGAUAUUACCAGAGAACAACAAGACAACUUUGCCAUCGAAUCCUAUCAAAAAUCUCAACAAUCUCAAAAGGAAGGUAAAUUUGACAAUGAAAUUGUACCAGUUACCAUUAAGGGAUUUAGAGGCAAGCCUGAUACUCAAGUUACUAAGGAUGAGGAACCUGCUAGAUUACAUGUUGAAAAAUUGAGAUCUGCAAGAACUGUUUUUCAAAGAGAAAACGGUACUGUCACUGCCGCCAAUGCUUCUCCAAUCAACGAUGGUGCUGCAGCUGUUAUUUUGGUUUCUGAAAAAAUUCUAAAGGAAAAGAAUUUGAAGCCUUUAGCUAUCGUCAAGGGUUGGGGUGAGGCCGCUCAUCAACCAGCUGACUUCACAUGGGCUCCAUCUCUUGCAGUUCCAAAGGCUUUGAAACAUGCCGGCAUCGAAGAUAUUAGUUCCGUUGAUUACUUUGAAUUCAAUGAAGCUUUUUCAGUCGUCGGUUUGGUCAACACCAAGAUUUUGAAGCUAGACCCAUCUAAGGUUAAUGUAUACGGUGGCGCUGUUGCUUUAGGCCAUCCAUUGGGUUGUUCUGGUGCCAGAGUGGUCGUUACUCUACUAUCCAUUUUACAACAAGAGGGAGGUAAGAUCGGUGUUGCCGCCAUCUGCAAUGGUGGUGGUGGUGCUUCAUCUAUUGUCAUUGAAAAGAUAUGA
Saccharomyces paradoxus is the source of this 1197-nucleotide messenger RNA. RefSeq names its product acetyl-CoA C-acetyltransferase (gene ERG10). Gene Ontology annotation, biological process: ergosterol biosynthetic process; fatty acid beta-oxidation. The transcript has a single exon. The coding region runs from base 1 to 1197 and encodes 398 amino acids. NCBI's taxonomy places the organism in Eukaryota, Fungi, Ascomycota, Saccharomycetes, Saccharomycetales, Saccharomycetaceae. Gene Ontology annotation, molecular function: acetyl-CoA C-acetyltransferase activity. The record is from RefSeq and is a predicted model, not a curated record.